GUGGCUGUAGUAUAGCGGUUAGUAUCCCACGUUGUGGCCGUGGGGACCUGGGCUCGAAUCCCAGCAGCCACACUUAUAUUUACCUCUUCUUUUUAUUUCCAGCAGGGGUAUUUUCGACAUUACAUUAAUCACGUGAUCAUUAAUUAGAUCUGGACCGUCCAUUUCACUCCCCCGCCAUUUCUCACUAAUAUAAUUUUCCCGCCUAAUCUCAUCGUCAUCUACAACCCUUUUACCGCCCAAUUUCGCAGUCACUGGUUCAUUCCUUCCUCUUCCUCUUCGAGUCUCCCUCUCUCUCUCUCUCUCUAAACCCAAAUUUUAAACCAUGAAAGACUAUGAUUUCGACGGCGACAAAGUGCUUGCCAAGGAAUUUCUUGAGAAUUUCGCCGACGCUAAUGGCAGAUCUAAGUACAUGGAGAUUCUCCAAGAGGUUUCAAAUCGUAAGAUUCGAGCUAUUCAGGUCGAUCUUGAUGACUUAUUCAAUUAUAAGGGUGAUAUUGAGGACUUUCUCGGACGGUUGACUGAAAACACUCGCCGAUAUGUUUCCAUUUUCUCCGCUGCUGUUGACGAGCUGCUACCCGAACCAACAGAAGCAUUUCCAGAUGAUGAUCAUGAUAUUCUCAUGACUCAGAGAGCAGAGGAUGGGACUGAUAAUGCAGAUGUUUCUGAUCCGCAUCAGCAGAUUCCUUCUGAGAUUAAAAGAUUUUAUGAGGUUUAUUUUAAAGCUGCUUCAAAGGGAAGGCCAUCUACCAUCAGGGAGGUUAAGGCUUCACACAUUGGGCAACUUGUUAGGAUAUCUGGUAUUGUGACCCGUUGUUCCGAUGUCAAGCCAUUGAUGGCGGUUGCUGUUUACACAUGCGAAGAAUGUGGUCAUGAAAUUUACCAGGAAGUUACAUCUAGAGUCUUCAUGCCUUUGUUUAAGUGCCCCUCCAGCCGUUGUCGUCUUAACAGUAAAGCCGGGAAUCCUAUUCUUCAGCUCAGAGCUUCAAAGUUUCUUAAGUUUCAGGAGGCCAAGAUGCAAGAGUUGGCUGAACAUGUUCCCAAAGGGCAUAUUCCGAGGUCAAUGACUGUUCAUCUAAGAGGAGAGUUGACAAGAAAGGUAUCACCAGGUGACGUUGUUGAAUUCUCAGGGAUUUUUCUUCCCAUUCCUUACACUGGGUUUAAGGCACUUCGAGCUGGCUUAGUAGCAGACACCUAUCUGGAAGCAACGUCUGUUACUCAUUUCAAGAAGAAAUAUGAGGAAUAUGAGUUUCAGAAAGAUGAGGAAGAACAGAUUGCACGUUUGGCUGAGGAUGGUGACAUUUACAAUAAGCUGUCGCGAUCCCUGGCCCCUGAGAUUUAUGGACAUGAAGACAUUAAGAAAGCUUUGCUUCUCCUUCUUGUGGGUGCUCCUCACAGGCAAUUAAAGGAUGGGAUGAAGAUUAGAGGAGAUGUGCAUAUAUGUCUGAUGGGUGAUCCUGGAGUUGCCAAAAGUCAACUUCUCAAGCACAUUAUAAAUGUUGCUCCAAGGGGAGUCUACACAACCGGCAAAGGUAGCAGUGGAGUUGGUCUAACUGCCGCUGUUAUGAGAGAUCAAGUAACAAAUGAGAUGGUUUUAGAAGGAGGAGCACUGGUGCUUGCUGACAUGGGAAUCUGUGCAAUUGAUGAGUUUGAUAAGAUGGAUGAAUCAGAUCGUACUGCAAUUCAUGAAGUAAUGGAGCAGCAAACUGUAAGCAUUGCAAAAGCUGGGAUUACCACGUCUUUGAACGCUCGAACAGCUGUUCUUGCCGCAGCCAAUCCAGCCUGGGGAAGAUAUGAUUUGCGAAGAACUCCUGCUGAAAACAUAAAUCUUCCACCAGCCCUUCUUUCAAGAUUCGAUCUGCUGUGGUUGAUCUUAGAUCGAGCUGACAUGGACAGUGACCUUGAAUUGGCAAAGCAUGUGCUUCACGUACAUCAGACAGAAGAAUCUCCUGCGCUUGGUUUCGAGCCGCUGGAACCCAAUAUUCUCCGUGCAUACAUUUCAGCUGCGAGGAGACUAUCACCAUAUGUUCCAGCAGAGUUGGAGGAAUAUAUAGCAACAGCUUAUUCCAGCAUCAGGCAAGAAGAAGCGAAAUCAAAUACUCCUCAUUCUUACACAACAGUGAGGACACUGCUCAGCAUUCUGCGCAUAUCCGCUGCAUUAGCAAGGUUGAGAUUCUCAGAAUCAGUGGCACAGAGUGAUGUGGAUGAGGCGCUUAGACUAAUGCAGAUGUCGAAAAUAUCGUUGUAUGCGGAUGACCGACAGAAAGCAGGACUGGAUGCAAUAUCAGACACAUACUCAAUCAUAAGAGACGAAGCUGCGAGAUCAAACAAGACCCAUGUGAGCUACGCAAAUGCUCUGAACUGGAUCUCCAGAAAGGGAUACAGUGAGGCUCAGCUAAAGGAGUGUUUGGAGGAAUAUGCAGCUUUGAAUGUUUGGCAGAUCGAUCCUAACACCUUUGACAUCCGUUUUAUCUAAAUUCCCUCUCUUUUUUACCAAACAAAAUCAGUAAAACCACCAAAAAAGAAAAGGAAACCAAGUACGUCUUGUUAUGUUAUGUGCUUUCUCUGUUAUCUUAUUAGGUUUCUUAACUUGAAGGCAGUAUAAGUGGAUUUUGUAGAAGUUAUCUUUUAGCUGUUUAAGGAUUGCAAAACAAAAUUUUCUUUUGUAUAAUUUUUGGAUAUUCAGAGGUGACUUGGUCUAUGUGAUUGUUACUUGAGGUGAUACA
Arabidopsis lyrata subsp. lyrata is the source of this 2723-nucleotide messenger RNA. RefSeq names its product DNA replication licensing factor MCM7. The transcript has 15 exons. The coding region runs from base 323 to 2473 and encodes 716 amino acids. NCBI's taxonomy places the organism in Eukaryota, Viridiplantae, Streptophyta, Magnoliopsida, Brassicales, Brassicaceae. Gene Ontology annotation, molecular function: ATP binding; single-stranded DNA binding; single-stranded DNA helicase activity. The record is from RefSeq and is a predicted model, not a curated record. Gene Ontology annotation, cellular component: MCM complex; nucleus. Gene Ontology annotation, biological process: DNA replication; double-strand break repair via break-induced replication; DNA replication initiation.